AUGCCUAGGAGUUGUGACAACUGGGAAAGGCUGGUGACAGCCACCCUGAGAAGAGAAGAUCUCCGCCUCACUGCACUGAGGACUCCAAGUGAGCUUUCCCUGGCAUCAUUAUCAUCAUUUUCCUCCUUCAAUCUAGCUUCUUCCUCUCGACGAGUUUCAUCUUUCGACUUCUCCAGCUUGUUGGUGGGGGAUUCAUUGUCAUACAAUCAAAUUCUCCAAGCAACGGAUUACUUGAGUGAAAACAAGCUCAUCAAGCAUGGCGACUCUGGGGAUCUCUUUUUUGGAGUUCUAGAAGGAGGGACUCCGGUUAUAGUCAAGAAAAUUGAUCUCUCAUCAGUCGCCAAAGAAUCCCUUUUCAUAGAAGAACUGGAAAUUCUUGCGAAGGUUUCUCAUCAUCAUAGAUUUGUCCCUCUGAUUGGUCAUUGCUUGGAGAAUGAGAAGGAGAAGUUUCUUGUCUACAAGAAUAUGGCUAAAAAGGAUUUGUUAACUUUCUUCUCUAGAAAAAUAGAUUCAGGUAAUCUUAGAAAAUUACGAUUGGUGGACUGGAUAACGAGGUUGAAGAUAGCAACUGAAGUUGCUGAGGGUUUAUGCUAUCUACACCAAUGUGUCCCUCCCCUUGUUCACAGCAACAUUCAAGCAAGUAGCAUACUUCUUGAUGACAAGUUUGAAGUGAGGUUAAGCCUCUAUGAGGUCUUUGCUGAAGAAAACAACAUGCGUCAGAAUGGUAUUUCCAGGGCAUUUGGACAAGGCACCAUUGGCUGA
Molecule: messenger RNA, 762 nt
Organism: Coffea arabica (coffee)
Lineage: Eukaryota; Viridiplantae; Streptophyta; Magnoliopsida; Gentianales; Rubiaceae
Source: RefSeq, a predicted model, not a curated record